AGUCAGCAGUGACGGUGUCGCCUCACCUCGCGCGGUCACAGCACAACUCGUUUGGCUAUCGAGCUGCGCGUUUCCGUUCCGCGUCGAGCGUCGCGUAACAUACAUAUACACAUAAUACAUACACGUCAAGUCGGAGUUCGCGUGCGCCGGACGAUCAUCGGUUGCAUCGUCCGCAUUAAUCGCCCCCCGAUAAUUUCUUCCCUCCGUUUGACGGUGUAAUUCGCGCGUGCCGAUUUCUUCUCUUUCUCUCACCUUCGUUCUGUCGCGCCGCGCGCGCGAGCGUCUUCCGCGGUGAAAUAAGUGACGGUUCCGGGGAUAAGGAGAGGACUCGGAGGGACGGUUUCAGCCAUGCGAUUCUCGUGGAUGCUCGCGGCCACGGUGCUGCUAGUUCUUGCCACGGGGGUGAGAUGCAAGAGGAGAUUCGACGGUGAUUUUGAAUUCGCCGAAGAGGAUGAUCCCCGCAUAAUGAAAGUUGGAGACAAGAAACGUUGGAUACACGACCCAAAUAGCGAGCUUUGUCGUCCACUCAACUGCAAGAAGAAGGAACUUUGCCUUUUGGAGGACACGUUUACGGCCGUCUGCGUUUCGAAGAAAGAGCUUCACAAAUCAGGAGAUAUAGUGAUUCCAAAGUCUCGUGCAGUUCAACAGCGACGAAUGAGGACCGAAACCUCAGUCGAUUCGGACGAUGACGACGCCUUCUUUGAUUCCGAGGACGACGACGACGAUCAGGACGAGUCAAAGUGCCAGGAAUGUCCUGUGGUGAAGCCUACAUUCCUCUGCGGAAACGACAAUCGCACGUACAGCUCGCCGUGCCGACUCGAGUACCACAACUGCAUUCAUCAUACCUCCGUCCACAUCGCCUGUAAAGGUUUUUGUCCGUGCAAAGUUGCUGAUCUGCGAAUGUACUCGAAGAAGACGCAGAUGCAAAGGAAGAAGAUGCUUAUGGGCAAGAUGGGCCGUAACCACGACAUCACCCUCACGCCUCGCGACUUCAAUUACGAUAAUCAUCACUACCAGUAUCUUAAGUACACGAAACGUGGCAAGGGACUCGCUAACGUGAACAGAUACGACGACAAGCAUCUGAUGAACAAUGAAGUCACGGACAAGACUCAGUCACCGUCGAAGGCUAUAUACAACGUGCAGUUACCAUCCAGAAAUACGGAUUGCCCGUCGUCGUCCAAGCCCGCAAUGGCCAACCGUCUCCUAGAUUGGUUCUCCGUCGUGAUGGCGGACUCCAAGCAUCGCCGUCAGCAUCCUAAGCCUAAAGGUCACUUCCCAAUCGGUUGUCAGAGCGAGGUCAGGUGGAUGUUCGGACAUUUGGACAGCGAUAGUGAUGGCCGACUCUCACUCUCCGAGCUGUAUGGUCUGGAACACGACCAAAAUGAACCGUGCUUAAAACCUUUCCUGGAUAGUUGUGAUACCGACAGCGAUAUUUUUGUGAGCGGUCCUGAAUGGUGCGGAUGCUUCUCUAAAGCUGAACGUCCGUGUGCCGCUGUGCGUAGACGAUCAUCGCCGGAUUCUGCACCUGCUUGCGAUUCGCGAGGAUAUUACCGCAGUACUCAGUGUCAUCGGGGCCUUGGUCUCUGUUGGUGCGUCGAUCCGCAUGGCGUCGAGUUUGCUGGUACCAGAACGCGCGGUGCAAAGCCUGACUGCGAUGCAAUUGUGAAUAAGAUCAGCAGCGGUGGGCUCAAAACCAACAGUGUGGACCUUGAUGACGAUGAGGACGGCGGUACCGACUCCUCUCAGGAUCUCGAAGGCUCAGCCGAUCAACCUCUAGAUUUCUAGACAUAUUAAAGGCGGCGGCUAGCAACGGAAACGCAGCAUCUUUAACCGAGCAUCUUUUAAGAGCAGAGAACCGAUUGUAUGGUCGGAGAAAAGUGAGGGAAGGUGCGCGCGUUCGCCAGCUUUAGGAAUACCGCCGAGUUGUGAUCAGAGGUGUUCUAUGUCAUCGGGCCGCCUGUCGAGGUCCACGCGCGACGAAACGAAACGUGAGCCUAAAUGAGUUCCGAGAGCAACGAAUAAGCACGACGAUCAUUAGUUAUGAGGAGGUCGGAUUCGUAGCGAAUCGCGCUGCAUGGAACCGGAAAGGAUCGUUGUCGAAUCAUCGUAACGACCUUAGUCGCGUCCUUCGUCCCAGUUAGGAAGCUCCGAUCGACAUUUAAAAUAGCGAGUGUCUUGCCAUGUUGUGCAAUAAUCGCGUAUGUCCACCGGUAAGCGGCGUCUACAGCCCGUUCUACGCAAUCGUAGAUCCCGUGUAAUCAUAAUACCGUGCAAUAUCCAAUAGAGUUCGUGUAGAGAGUACGCAGAUAUGGCCGAAAGUGUAUGUAAGUGUAUGAGAAUUGCUGGUGACGGAGUGAGAAGGGGAGAAAAUUCCGCUGCGAGCCGCGCAGAACACCAAUCGUUGGAUUACCUCCGUGCCUGUCGAGGUAUCUCCACGCACAAUUAAAAGUAUAAAUAAUAUAAUUACGUAUCAUUUAUGCAUACACAAAACAAAAA
This is a messenger RNA of Trachymyrmex cornetzi, 2496 nucleotides long. It is a transcript of the gene Cow, whose product is annotated as Proteoglycan Cow. Lineage: Eukaryota; Metazoa; Arthropoda; Insecta; Hymenoptera; Formicidae. Gene Ontology annotation, biological process: anatomical structure development. Gene Ontology annotation, molecular function: protein binding; extracellular matrix binding; collagen binding. The record is from RefSeq and is a predicted model, not a curated record. The coding region runs from base 349 to 1785 and encodes 478 amino acids. The transcript is spliced from 10 exons.